Messenger RNA from Rubroshorea leprosula, 1048 nucleotides. The record is from the annotation of a GenBank genome assembly. NCBI's taxonomy places the organism in Eukaryota, Viridiplantae, Streptophyta, Magnoliopsida, Malvales, Dipterocarpaceae.
GACUAAUAAAACUGCAGUUGGAUACUUGAAUUCGUUUGUGAGAGCUAGUGACCAUUAAAUUAAAAAAGUUUGUCUUAAGUAGAUGAGAGUUUCACAAAACCAACCUAUCACCAGAGAAUGCCAGUACCCUACAAGAGAAAGACCACAAGUCCGCAACUUAGUUUAUCUGCUGGGCAAAGCUGCAAAAGUCUUUAGCAUUCAUCUCUCAAGAACAAAGCCUCUGAAGCUACCAAAUGAUUGUUCUCCUAACAUGCAAACACCUAUACCGGAUCCUGGUAGUCAUAUCCAAUCCUCUAUUCCAAACAUGCUCUUAAGGUCUAACGAGGAAGAUUGAAAGAAACGACAAACAAGAAAAUUACAUAAACAGAUAUUCACACAGUAACUUAACCACUGACCUCAUGUGAAAUUCACUUUGAUAGACUAUAUUCAAACUUUACCAACCCCUUCCCCAUUUCCUAUCCCCUUCCUCCUAGUUGUAACAAAUUGUCUAUGUUUCGAAAAAAAAGAAAAAAAAAAAAAAACAUAAACAAUCAUUAGCCAAACAGCUAAUUGCUAACCCAAACAUACAUGAACACAUCUAGAAGGUAAGAGCCUCAUCUCUACUCAUGUCCUCACAACUGGAAGCAGAUGCCUCUUCUCCGGAAAGAAGACUUGAUUCAAAACUGUUCUCCCCCAAACUCGAGGCAUAACUGGUACCAUAAAAAAAGGUGAUUUUAAAACACUUUAGGUUUUAAACGGAUCACUAGUACAACAGCUCAGGGCUAAACAACUACGUAACUUUGAGAGGAACGCCACCUGCAAACUCUAACAUCUUUGAAUUGAGGGAAAUGAGGGGAAAGGAUGAGAACAUAUUUUCCUCCAACUAAAUGAAGGACAGGAGAACAAACCUUUAUUUAGUUGGGUGAAAAUAUCUCUUUCACUUAUUUCUCUCCAACCCAAACAUGGGAUAAAUCUUUCACCACCCAACAAAAGUUCUCCAGUAUGUUUAGGUUGAGAGAAAUAGAGGAGAGGAGACCUUUAAAACAAAAAAUAAAGCAAAGAACUUCCU